AUGGCUGAGCAAGAUCACCCGGACGAUACCAAGAAGUACAUCAUCAUCGGGGCCUGCUGCGCGUCAGCCCUAGCCGCCCUACUCAUCUUCCUGUUCUGGUACUAUCGGUUGCGUCAGCGCGGAGAUGGACAAAGCGGCCCGAGGGGUGGUGAUUUGUGGGCGUCCAUCACGUCUGGCCGGACGUCAAAAGUCACGGCUGCCGACGUCGCUUCUGGACUCGGCUGCGAGGAAUGCGGGGAUCGCUUCGCACUCGGGCAGAAAGUGCACCGUAAGAAGGGGAAGGUUGGCGAGCAGGAGAAGGCCUACUGCAAGGAACGCUGCUAUCGCGGCCGAAAUGAGUGGGCGUGA
Molecule: messenger RNA, 348 nt
Organism: Dioszegia hungarica
Lineage: Eukaryota; Fungi; Basidiomycota; Tremellomycetes; Tremellales; Bulleribasidiaceae
Exons: 2
Coding region: 1-348 (115 amino acids)
Source: RefSeq, a predicted model, not a curated record